AUGUACGGAGUAAGGAAGUUUGGUCACUGGUUGUUGGUGGUGGUGGUCGCGCUGCUAGGUACUCGUUGUGGUGGGUGGUGGGUAGUGCGCGAUGUGAAGGUCCUAUUCUGUUUUCCCUUCCCUUUCUUCCUUUUCGAGGGUGGGUCAGAUAUUCGGAAAGUGAAGGCAAAGGCGCAGGCGCAGGUUGACGGGCCGACGAGAAGUCUUGGCCUGGCGGCUGGGACACCCGGUUUGCUGGCCUGUAUGUACUGUACGGAGUACGGAGUACUGCGUAAGGUACUCCGUGGUGUAGGAGGAUUGGAGUGUUUGGAGCGUUUGCUGCCCAGUCCAGUAUCCAGGAUGGUGGAGAGUGUUUGGGAGAGAAAGACGCGGGUCAGGGUUGACCGAUUGUGUCGGGGUUUGCAGGGGGCCGUUCGAGAUCAAUUGUGGCCGCCGCCGCCGCACGUUGGCAAAGGCCCAAAGAGAAUUAAGAAAAGAGGCGAACGGAGUGACGGGACAAGUGGGCGGGAAAGGCGCGGGAUGGGGAGGCAGGAUUUGGGAUGGAAGGAAGAGGGAAAAAAAAAAAAGAUUUCGGUGGAAUGGGCCAAGCUCAAGGUGUGGAAAGGUCAGCGGGAAGGAAGCUAA
This is a messenger RNA of Colletotrichum abscissum, 624 nucleotides long. RefSeq lists its product as uncharacterized. The coding region runs from base 1 to 624 and encodes 207 amino acids. The transcript has a single exon. The record is from RefSeq and is a predicted model, not a curated record. NCBI's taxonomy places the organism in Eukaryota, Fungi, Ascomycota, Sordariomycetes, Glomerellales, Glomerellaceae.